ACAGAAUCACAGUGGAUAGGUGAAGUUCAUACUUGCACCCCCUGAGGUAACUGCCGAUGAUUCGCCACCGAUCAUUCUGAAACCAUUGCUAAUGGCAAUCCGAGAUGAACGUUACAUGUAUGGUAAAGAAUUGUGUGUCUGGCGCAUCGCUCUUAGCAACCAGGAUGUAGCAAAUUUAGCAAUAGUUCUGGAACUCUGUGGACGAACAUCAUAUCCAUUUUCCAAAAUAGAGCUGUUGGAUUGUGGAAUAGAUACAUGGUCAAUAGAAAGGCUUGGGAAAGCUGUCAGUUUCAGUGCAUUAACUUGCAUUGUUCUGGAUUAUAAUGAGCUUCUUGAUGAAGGGCUCAGAGGCCUAUGCCAUGGACUAAAGGAGAAUGGUCAGCUAUUAAGGCUGAGCAUGUGUUACUGUAAUCUGGGACCUCCGAGUGGAUCGCUGCUGGGCAAUCUUGUUGCCAAAACUGCCAUUAGAGAUCUGUUUUUGGAUGGCAACAACUUACAAUGUGAAGGAGCUUGUGAGCUUAUCAAGUUUAUCGCGGACUAUGUAGAAAACAUGGCUACAAAGAAAUCCGGUGCAUCUUUAGAUUUUGAGGAGGACCCAUCAAAACACUUGCUAGAAGCAACUGAAAAAUCUGAUUUGCAAUCAGUCAUGUUGAGCCAGGACAUUGGGCACAAUGCUACCAUUGGUGGUGAGGAUGUCAUGAACAGCAACCUUACUGCAUCAAAGAAAAAAAAGAAAGGGAAAUGCAAGAAGGAACCCCCACAGAUUGCUCCCUGGUUAUCCAAAUUGUACCUCGCAGAUAAUGGUAUUGACGGAAGAGGAAAUGAAAGCAGAAUAGGUCCAAUGAUGUUUACUGAAAUGUUGUGUCAGCUGAUCAAGUUUUCAGAUCAUUUGACUGAACUGGAUUUAGAUGACAAUUGCCUAGGUGAGCUGUGUGGAAAAGAGAUACUCAAUGCCUUAAGGGAAAGAAAAGAAGCAAAGCUGCCAAGUUUAAAUAUCAAAGUGACAGCCCAAAUGAAUGAGGAUACGUUUUGCAACAUCUUGAAAAACUCCAAAAAGCUCAAGAAAGCUAAAAGGAAAAAGAAGGCGAACCACAGCAUGUAACAGCUGCAGAAGGGCAUGGAAAACUGAGUUUUUAAUUCCAGUUUAGACCCAGAG
Messenger RNA from Carcharodon carcharias (great white shark), 1156 nucleotides. RefSeq lists its product as uncharacterized. The transcript has 9 exons. The record is from RefSeq and is a predicted model, not a curated record. Bases 92 to 1102 code for a protein of 336 amino acids. NCBI's taxonomy places the organism in Eukaryota, Metazoa, Chordata, Chondrichthyes, Lamniformes, Lamnidae. Gene Ontology annotation, molecular function: protein binding.